AUGGCUCACUCAGCUCAGAAAGGCAAAAUUCUCGCUGUAAUAGGUGAUGAAGAUACUGUGGUUGGAUUUCUACUUGGUGGUAUAGGGGAACUAAAUAAGGCUCGUCGACCAAAUUACUUAAUUGUGGACAAAAAUACCACAGUCAGUGAAAUAGAAGAAACAUUUAAAGACUUUUGUUCUCGUGAUGACAUUGCUAUAAUUCUAAUCAAUCAACAUAUCGCUGAACAGAUACGUUUUGCUGUUGAUGAAUAUACUGCGAGUAUACCAGCUGUGCUGGAGAUCCCAUCGAAGGAAGCACCUUAUGACCCAUCAAAAGAUAGUAUCAUGAGUCGAGCGAGAGGAUUGUUCAAUCCAGAUGAUUUCCGUUAA
Messenger RNA from Thelazia callipaeda (thelaziosis nematode), 369 nucleotides. The record is from the annotation of a GenBank genome assembly. NCBI's taxonomy places the organism in Eukaryota, Metazoa, Nematoda, Chromadorea, Rhabditida, Thelaziidae.